Messenger RNA from Dicentrarchus labrax (European seabass), 3061 nucleotides. RefSeq names its product cell division cycle 37 homolog (S. cerevisiae) (gene cdc37). The record is from RefSeq and is a predicted model, not a curated record. Gene Ontology annotation, molecular function: protein-folding chaperone binding; protein kinase binding; heat shock protein binding. Gene Ontology annotation, cellular component: cytoplasm. Bases 223 to 1428 code for a protein of 401 amino acids. Gene Ontology annotation, biological process: protein folding; protein stabilization. NCBI's taxonomy places the organism in Eukaryota, Metazoa, Chordata, Actinopteri, Moronidae. The transcript has 8 exons.
CAGGCGCGCGGAGCUGCCGUUAGAGCUGCCGUUAGAAAGGGGAUUUCAGUAAACGGCUUGUGGCUGCCUCCUCCGCUAAGAGGAUUGAAAACUACCAGUUUCUGUCUCGUUUGAACAACCCCGCAGUUUCUUUCUACUGUAGCGGGUAAAAAAAACUGAGAACUCAAGGAGAGGACAGAGGAGAGAGGACAGAGGAGAGAGGAGAGCAGGCACAGCCGGAAGAUGAGCACCGGAGCGGGCAUCGACUACAGCGUCUGGGAUCACGUCUAUGUGUCGGACGAUGAAGAUGUGGUCUGUCCGUACGUCGACACGCCGAGCUUGUUCAGAAUGAGACACCGGGUCAGCAGUGAAACUUGUAGUAGCCGUGAAGUUUGGAGUCGUAUACCUGGGUUAGUUUUUACCUGUAGACGUGAUUUUGCCCGGCUGGAGAGAAUGGCUGAGUUUCAGCAGAGAGGGGAAGACCUGGAGAGUAACUUAGCUGAAUGCAAGAGGCUAUUAGAGGAAGCCCAGGGCCAACUUAAGGAGCUGGAAGAAGGAAGAAAGGAGAAGGAGGAGGAUGAAGAGAGAGAGGCCGAGCUGAAGAAAGUCCAGGCCCAGGUGAGAAAACUGAAGAAGGAUGAAAAGUCGUUUGAGAAAAUGAUCAAAGAGCACCGUUGGGAAGAAAAGAAACUUCCCUGGAAUGUAGACAACAUCAGUAAAGAAGGCUUCAGCAAGAGUGUAGUCAACGUCAAGCCUGUUUCAACGGAGGAAACGGAGGAGGAAAAGGUGGAGAAGCAUACGGCCUUUGUGAUGAAAUAUGCAAAGGAAAUCAAAUACUUUGGUAUGUUGCGACGCUGGGACGACAGUCAGAAGUAUCUGUCAGACAAUCCACAUCUGGUGUGCGACGAGACGGCUAAUUACCUUGUUGUCAUCUGUAUUGACUUUGAGAUAGAUGAGAAACACGCACUGAUGGAGCAGGUGGCCCACCAGGCUAUCGUCAUGCAGUUCAUCUUGGAUUCGGCUCGGACGCUUAAGGUCGACCCGAGAGGCUGCUUCAGACAAUUCUUUUCAAAGAUCAAGACUGCAGACAAGCCGUACCAAGACGCGUUCGACCGUGAGCUGGAGUUGCUGAAGGAGCGGAUCCGCAGCUGUGCGCAGACUCGUAUGGAGAGCGCUAUGAAAGAGCUAGAGGAAGAAGAGAGGCAGAAGAGACUGGGCCCAGGCGGCUUAGACCCUGUAGAGGUCUACGAAUCCUUGCCAAAGGACCUACAGAAGAGUUUUGACGAGAAGAACAUUCAGAUGCUGCAGGAAGCUAUCAACAAACUGGACCCUGAGGAAGGAAAAUACUACCUUAGAAUGUGUAUUGACUCUGGACUGUGGGUCCCUGAUUCCGAAGAAGACAAAGAUGAUGAUGAAGAUGAAGAUGAAGAAGAUGCAGAAAAAGAUUAAUAGGAGAAUGUAUAAUGGCAUCAGUUGAUCUGAUUCUCCAUUUUGACUCACAGUGUGAAACAUAUUUUAUGAGCAUAUGGACUAAACCAUAAUGUAAAAGCACUUUUACAGUCUAUCUAUUUUAUGCCUCAAUCAGUUCAUUUAAUAAUGAGAAAUGUCAUUACAAUCAGCUGAUUUGAUAUAAAAUCACCUAUUUUAAUCCUGUGUAUUAAUCACGAAAGAAAGGUGAUUGCAGUUUUAAACUCUCAAUAUACUCUCAACAGUUACUGAGUACAUAUUGUUGUAUGUCAUUACAGUUGGCUGCUGUGUGAUAUAGGUCUUCCUUCUCUGCACACAUUUUUGAGUGAAGACAGCAGCUUGAAAGAUCAGUUGAGAAAACGGCUAUUUUAACACACCUUGUAAAAGUACUAAACAGCAGCACAGGUGCCACGGACGUCACCUAACCAUCUGUGUAACACAGCUACAGACUGGAUGAGAGGCAGUUGCCAAAAUAUGAUUCUGAUUGGCUCUCACUUUUGAAUUAUUACUCUCAAAAACAUCUAAAGAAAAAAAAGGUUUACUACAGGAUUUACAGAUCAAACUUAUCUGCCUGCCCAACUGCAUCUCUGUUGUCCUGCUGCGAUCAACAGCGCCACCUGUAGUGUGCUUGGGCACACAACCUAUAAACGACCUCAGAGCCCUGCAUAGUGAACACAGAUCCAUCAAGUUACUUCACUUAUUAUGUUUGUGCUGGUGAAAUUUAAAGUCCACCGCCUGAGUAACUUAUAAUCAAUAUCAACUGAUAUUGAUUUGCUUUAAAUUAAAUGGAGAAUUCUGCUCAACAUUCAAACAUUCAGAGUCUAGUUUGUGUCCAGUUGAUAGUUGUUGCUACUAUUUGGUGGACAACAUAACAAAAACCUUACAAAUGUCCUACAUAAAUAUGAAUUAGGUGAACUUUGAUAAAGUUUGGUAUUUGUUGAGACUGUCAGAGGUGUUGAUUUCACUAGAAAAAGUAUUAUAUUACAUUUUCUGUUGUAUUUAGGGUGUAUCCUUGGCAUGGUGGGAACUAGAGGGAGGCUGAUAAGCAUAUAUAUGUCAGCUGAUAGGUUACAAUAAAUUGCAGUAUAAAAUACAUAAAUACAUAUUUGAGAAUAUUUAGAAACUGUUCAUGUAAAACAUGUAGCUGAUACAUUAAAAUCAGGUAAAUAUCAAUAUUGGUAAUUUUGAUAGUAGGAACUCCAGGCAUCUCAAAGUAAACUAUGAUGACAAAUUGAUGCAUAAAGUGUUUUAAGUUGCAACUGAUUUUGAUUAAUUUACUGAUUAAGAAGAAAGUUUGCAGUGAUAUAAAACAGAAAAGCAGUAACAUAUUUGAGAGGCAGAAACUAGAGAAUGUUAUUUGCAUGAAAAAUUAAAUGAUUAAUCGAAUAUCAAAAUAAAUAAAUCUUAAUCGGUUAGUAGGGGAAUUGUUUCAGCUCUAACACUGAUGUAAAGAUGAGUUUGAAGAGUCAAAUAGUUGCUGCUUUGUAAUGAAAGUUGUCACAAUGUGUGUUUUUGUGUGCAUAAGUUUUAUUUCAUGUUUACCUUUUGAAGUUGUGAGACUGUUUUUAAGUUGUUUUGUUGGCUCGAACUUGUACAAUAAAUCAGACUUAAUUUA